Molecule: messenger RNA, 996 nt
Organism: Aureobasidium pullulans EXF-150
Lineage: Eukaryota; Fungi; Ascomycota; Dothideomycetes; Dothideales; Saccotheciaceae
Exons: 1
Coding region: 1-996 (331 amino acids)
Source: RefSeq, a predicted model, not a curated record
AUGACUUCCUUGUUCGUUACCUUCACGGUAUCCUUCUUAUUUGUCUUACUCGGACGUAUCAAUCGCACAAAUGCUCAAGAACUAGUUGGUUGCGCUGCGGUAGAUUGCCCCAACCGGUACGAGAACAGAGAUUCUCCAACAUGUCAGGUCGAAUCGACGGACAUGACACUGAUUGGUCUUGUCUCUUAUCAAACCCCACUGUCUGAGGAUAACCUAACCUGGACCAUUGGAGACUCUGGCCUGCAAUCAACCAUCACGACAUACAACCGCACCGUCACCAGAUCAUUUUACCUGGGCACUCCCCCAUCGUUAAACUUGACGUCUUCCACUUUGACCCACCGGGGAUGUGCAAUCUCCAUCGUCUCACCUGAUAGAGGCGCAUAUCAAUUCUAUUCAAAAGGAGCGCCGCAGUAUGCGAAUGAAGCUUCCUGCGCAGGAGCUUUGGGCGAGAACUGCAUUGACGAUCUGACUGGGAGAGUCGAUGAGCUGGCUCGAUCCAACGCUGGUGCGGACACGUAUAGCUUCUGUGCCAAUAUUGGGGAGGGCCUUCGGGCUAAUCCACCACUAAGCUGCUACAUUCGUGGUCAGCGGAUUGAAGCAGUCGCACUGACAGGAUCUUCGGCCCGACAAUCCAUCGUGGAGCAAGGAAAUGGAAGCAGCAACUGCUGGCCUACACUGCCUAAGACCAACGACUUGACGAAGAUAUUCGAAUAUGACCACGUUGCUUAUCUGGACGACACAGUGCCUUGGUUGGGAUACAAUCCUUUGAUCACGGUAUUUCAAGCAACCGAAAACCAGACUGGAGCUUCGCUCGACGAUAGUGUUGAUAUACGAUUGGCUUGCAUGAAGAUUGUAGACUCGGACAAUUUCAGCGGUAGAACCCUCGAUAAUGGCACUGGGACUGGGGAUGCUGAGGGCGGUGCAAGCAUACUUCAGGGUAAUAGUGUGUGGAGCGUCAUGGUCCUGGUAGCUGGUGCGAUGUUUUUAGUGGUAUAA